UAUCAGUGUGUCUGGGUUCCUCCUCUUCCAAGAUGCUGAAGGAUUGUAUGUUGUUUUGGCAACUAUGUGAAGAACAACACGUCCGUAUCAAGUCUGUAUAAUAUCAACAAGUCAAGAUGGAAGACGAAGCAAAGAUGCAAAAAUGUCAUCUUUUGGAUUUGCCAUGGGAAGAUGUACUAGUCCCACAUAUUUUGUGCUAUUUGCCAUUACAACACCUUGUCAGCCUGCAGAGGGUCAGCAAACAGUUUCACAGCCUCAUCCAGGUGUAUCUGUCCAACUGCAGGACCUUUGACCUGUCUUUGAUUGGACCAUGCGUUCCUAGGGAAGCAUUUUGCUCCAUGUUGAAGGACAACAAAGUUCUACAGAAUCUGUCAAUCCAGAACUGUUCAGACUGGAUGACCGACCACGAGCUGCUGCCGGUUAUCGGCCAGAACCAGCAUCUGCUCAGACUGAACCUGCAUGGCUGCCUUUGGCUCACCCGCCAUUCCCUGGUGGCCGUGUCCUUGAGCUGCACACACCUGCAGCACCUCGGCCUGGCCCACUGCGAGUGGGUGGACAGCCUGUCCCUGCGCAGCCUGGCUGACCACUGCAGGGCGCUGCAGUCCAUCGACCUCACAGCCUGUCGCCAGCUCAAGGACGACGCCAUCUGUUACCUGGUCAAGAAGUGUUUGGAGUUGAAGUCGCUUUCUCUGGCAGUUAAUGCAAAUGUCACUGAUGAGUCGGUGGAAGAAGUGGCCAAGAACUGCAGGGGCCUGGAGCAGCUGGACCUGACAGGCUGCCUGCGGGUCAGGGACCAGUCCAUCAGGACUCUUGCAGAGUACUGCCCCAAGCUGCAGUCCCUCAAGGUGAAUCACUGUCACAAUGUGACCGAGUCAAGCCUGGAUCCUCUACGGAAACGCAACGUCGUGAUCGAUGUAGAGCCGCCUCUACAGCGAGCGCUGGUGCUUCUUCAGGAUGUGCUCGGAUUUGCUCCCUUUAUCAAUCUGCAGAUAUAGCCAAAAGGCCAAGUGUCAGCUCACGGUGCACACAGAGAGGUCUUAUCUGCUGUUAGGGGUGGGUGGUCUGGUCUUACAGAUGUCCGCAACCUCGCAUUUCAGUGAAUCGCACACACGUUAGUUUAUGUCGUACCAAACCUCAAAUCAUAACUUCAUAGGAGAAAAUGUAGAUUAAUGCUACUUUAACAAUGCAUUUGAGCUCUAAAAGUCUGUUUUUGAUAGUUUGUGAUGUAUGGUCUCAAAAGCAGCAGUUUAGUGGAUAAAGGUCUUCUUAAGAAACCAAAACAAUUGCAGCUGAGUGAAGCAAUGGAGAAGUUGACAAAGCAUUAUCGAGGUAGCAAAUGUAGGAGCACUUACUUUUUAUUUUACCAAAAUACAUGAUACUGUUUAAAGUGAUAGAAACCUGGAUAUUAAACAUACUUAGGCUGUAGAUCCACUCCAUUGACAGAAGACUGGAGGAGAAUUGACAUGCGAUGAACUCUAUUUAUCCCCUAUUUAAUUGGCCUUUCAUUUAAUCUCAAAUAAAAUUUUAUGGAGACAAAAAUCAAAACAAAUAAUUAGUUCAUUAUUUACAGGACCGCUAUAGUCAUAAGCAGUGAUAGGGUCGAGCCGAAGUCAGUCGUAACAUAAUUUUCAGUCUGUUUGGUGAAGAGGGUGACCUGACUGUAACGUAAUAUGCAAACGAAAUAUCCCAUUAAGUGUCAGAAUUUGACCAGUGCAAACUUUAUGAAUCUCCUUUUAAAGAAGAAUACUUGAAUUUUUAUUAUCUUAUGAUACUAAGUUAUUGUUCCGUGCCGACUGUACUCAUUAAGUCUUAAUUUUAAUUAUCUCAUAAACUCAGGUAUUGAGAUGUAAAAUGGUAAUAGCUCUAUCUCUAAUGUUGUGUUUUAAUCCAUCGUCUGUACAUUUCAAAAUGGAGCAGAAAGAGUUUAGUUCAAACACACAGAUAGUUACAGUCUGAUCUUUUGACCAGAUCACCCACACAUCUGUUGUAUA
Sphaeramia orbicularis (orbiculate cardinalfish) is the source of this 1991-nucleotide messenger RNA. RefSeq names its product F-box/LRR-repeat protein 15. Gene Ontology annotation, cellular component: cytoplasm. Bases 117 to 995 code for a protein of 292 amino acids. The record is from RefSeq and is a predicted model, not a curated record. Gene Ontology annotation, molecular function: protein binding. Lineage: Eukaryota; Metazoa; Chordata; Actinopteri; Kurtiformes; Apogonidae. The transcript is spliced from 4 exons.